GAUCCAGGCAGCCAAGCAUUGGACGUCGGCCGCCAUCAUCCAAUUGCUACAGAAAGUAGAAGAGAUGGAAUUGCCGAAGGACACGAAGGAGAACAUCCAGGGAGCCAUCGAAAAGUGCCAGGCGAACGAGGGUAACCACCUCAAGCUGACCACAGCAGGCCAAAAAAUCCAGCAUGUCCCAACCUACCUCACCCAGGCCGAGUGGACACUUCUGGAAUCCAGCCAGUCCAAAGACGACAUGAUGCAGGUCAUGGCCAAGAGGCUCAGAAGCAUGGGUCUGACCUCGCUGAAAGAGGCGACCAUCCACCAGGUGCUGGCCACCCUGCUGUACGUCCAACACAGCCAAGGCAGGAAGGAGCUGCACCCCAGAUCCGUCCAUGCCAUGGUCGAGGACUUCAUCGCCAUUUUCCAUGGCACACCGAAGACCACAACGACUGGAUUGGCCAACUAUCCGGAAAAUCCCAAGCAAAAUGGCGAAGCCUGGUUGGCCCAGGCUUACGGUGACAGUGCAGCUCCAGCCUGUCGUGCUCUGCCACUGCAUGCAUGGAUGAAAAAGGCACCAGUGCAGACUUCCGUGGUCUCCAUGGAGCAAGAAGGCACCCAAGCACCCCUGCAGUCUGCCACGGCCCAAACCUCCUCAAAGCAGCCUGCAAGUACCCAGCCAAAGACUUUGCAGGAUUUCGAGGACCAGGCUUUCCAGGCACUCAAGCAGAAGAAGCAGGAUGACUCCAAAGCCAAGCCCAAGGCAAAGGCCGGAGCUAAGGCCAAGGCAAAGGCCAAAGCUAAGGCCAAGGCUAAAGCCAAGGCCAAGGCCCAGCCUAAGGCCAAGGCCACUGCCAAGACGAAGGCGACCCCGAAGGCAACGGCCAAGAGCCCUGCUACCAAAACAAAGUCGCCCAUGCCCGUGUACGGGUGCCCCAAGUGCCGUGGCAACCCAAACGGCUGUGCCCAAUGCCUGAACCCAAAUUACACGGGUCUGCGAUUGCCAGGCCGGCAGGCAUACCGGGACCACAUGGCCAAGCAGAAAGCCCUGCGAGCCAGCUUGCCAAGCCAUUCACAAAGUGCAUUGGCGGCUUUCGUCCAGGCGACGAAAGACCAUGGCCUGCCCGAAGCCAGUUCAUCUAACGACCAGCGAAAGGCCAGGCGAGAGCUUCUUGACAGCUGCCACGGUGGCCCGAUGGGACCCUUGAUCCAAGAAGCAGAAUUGACGACCAUGGAUGGGUCCCCAGUGAGGAUCCAUUUUGCGAACCUUCUGGUGUACAUCAGCAGUCUUUUCUCCAUGGGUGGCAGCUUCCAUGAGUUGCUCUACAGGACACACCAAUCCAAUCCAUCAUCCAUGACGAAACCUUGGAACCUCAUGGUGUACUCAGAUGAAAUCAUCCCUGGGAACGUGUUGGGACGAGCUGAAAGAAAACUCUGGGCCAUAUAUGCCACCUUCCACGAGCUAGGCCACUUCUUAAGCCACGAAGAUGUUUGGCUGACCAUCUCGUUAGAAAGAUCCAACUUCGUGAGCCAGCUCGACGGAGGAAUCUGCCAGAUCAUGUCCACAGUCCUGUCCGCCAUUUUUUGCAGCGACCACAGCGAGCCACAAGGUGGGUUCCUGCUGAAGGGACCCAGUGGCCACAAUGUUCGUCUCCAUUUCCACUGGGGCAUUUGCUUGGCGGAUGGUGCUGCCCAUAAGAAGAUAUGGUCCAGCAAGGGAGAUGGAGGCAGCAAAUUCUGCCUCCUUUGUGCCAACGUCCAUGCAAGACCAGCCACUGCAGGCCAGGAUGAUGACAUUCUUGACCAUGGCACCAUGAAGUACCAGGACCUCAUCUUGACCACGGACCAAGAAGUCCUGCAAUCCUACCAAAGGCUGGACCAGCGACAAAAAGCAGGCAUGAGCAAGGCCCAGUUUGCCAUAUGGCAACAGGCCACAGGCUGGACAUGGAAUCCCCAUGCCCUUAUGCUCAACACAGGCCUUUUGGCCAAAGGCCUGGUGCGACCAGUGUCCCAAUUUUGCCAUGACUGGAUGCACGGAAUUCUCCAGGGCACAGCACCCGUGGUGCUAUAUCACACCAUGCAGGCCAUUGCCACGGAAGGUUUCGAUAUUUGGUCCAGCAUGGAGACCUAUCUGCCACUCUGGAGCUUUCCAGGUGCCUGGAAAGCAGGCCAUUUGGCCACUUUAUUUGGCAGCAAGCACGUCGCCAAGUACAAAAGCAGCCAGAAAUUUUCCAGCCAAGCCUCGGACUUGCUGGGAAUCUUUCCAGUGCUGCGGCAUUUUCUCUACACCAUCGUGUUGCCAGCUGGAAGCUGCCCAAAGGCGUGCCAAGCCUUCCUGGCUCAGGCGAACCUCCUCGACAUGGUACACCAAGGCACCAUGUUUGGAGCUACUACCCGGGCCAAGCUUUUGGAGGCUGCAGAGACUGCCAUGGAGUGCUUCCACUGUGCGGAGUUCCAAGUGCCUCUCAUGAAGAAGUGGCACUGGCUUCUGCACAUGCCAGAUUUCCUCCAAAAGCAUGGGACGGGUGGCACCAUUCACUGCAACGACGUGGUGGUCUUCCACCACGAGGACGGACUUUGGGAACUGGGCCAAGUCUGGUUCCAUCUGGACAUGGGACUGCAGAAGGUUGCACUGCUUCAACGUUGGAUUCCCACAGUGGACAAAGAUUCGCAUUCUGCCAAGUGCUCCAUCAGCAAUGACCAAGGUUUCGUUCCCAUCGAGUCCAUCCAGUACCCACUGGUGUAUAGCAAGGUCUCAGACCAAGAGGCCACCGUGCUGAUCCCGUACCAGCUAUACAGCAGGCUCUGA
Molecule: messenger RNA, 2791 nt
Organism: Symbiodinium necroappetens
Lineage: Eukaryota; Dinophyceae; Suessiales; Symbiodiniaceae
Source: the annotation of a GenBank genome assembly